Messenger RNA from Panthera uncia (snow leopard), 628 nucleotides. RefSeq names its product LITAF domain containing (gene LITAFD). NCBI's taxonomy places the organism in Eukaryota, Metazoa, Chordata, Mammalia, Carnivora, Felidae. Bases 359 to 598 code for a protein of 79 amino acids. The transcript has 4 exons. Gene Ontology annotation, biological process: regulation of cytokine production. Gene Ontology annotation, molecular function: zinc ion binding. The record is from RefSeq and is a predicted model, not a curated record.
ACCCCCGCCGUCCCGGUGACCAGUUGACUUUGGCGCCCAUGGGAAGCAGGAGAGGAGACUGGGGGUCCCCUUGCCUGGCUGGGGGCUGAAUCCAGACUCCACCGUCACGUCCUGCUGUCCCCCACCAACUGGUGGACUGUGUGACCCAAUGGGGACAAAUCGGGGCCUCCCGACAUCCUGUGCCCUCUCUUAAAGUGUUAAAAAGAAGCCAAGAAAGAAGCCGAAUGACUCUCUGGUAUCAGAGCCUCCUCGUCCUCGUCCCCCUCCUCCUCCUGGUCCUUGGCCUCCAAGAGUUCAAGGGCCCCCUCCAAUAUAUGUCCAAGGCCCCCCGGCCAUUCACCCGGCUCUGUUCACCAGAAUGCCUAGGAUGGGCCCUGCCAUCCCGGUACAGUCCAUAUGUCACUACUGUGGGAACCGCAUCAUAACAGUGACCACCCCGGUCCCAGGGGUUCUCACCUGGCUGCUGUGUACAGGUCUUUUUGUGUUUGGGUGCUUCCUGGGCUGCUGCUUCCUCCCCUUCUGUAUGGACAGCUUGAUGGACGUGAAGCACAUGUGCCCCGUGUGCCAGCAAGAGCUCUUCUGCUACCACCGCCUGUGAAGGUCCACCAAAUAAACGUCCACCGAGUGA